Messenger RNA from Syngnathus acus (greater pipefish), 1461 nucleotides. It is a transcript of the gene ola1, whose product is annotated as Obg-like ATPase 1. The transcript is spliced from 11 exons. Lineage: Eukaryota; Metazoa; Chordata; Actinopteri; Syngnathiformes; Syngnathidae. Bases 121 to 1308 code for a protein of 395 amino acids. Gene Ontology annotation, molecular function: ATP hydrolysis activity; ATP binding; GTP binding. The record is from RefSeq and is a predicted model, not a curated record. Gene Ontology annotation, cellular component: cytoplasm.
ACUUGCUUGCCAAAACACUUCCGCUCAGCUCUCGCUGCAGCCCGUGCUGUCUUUCCCAGCCGAGUGGUCCGUGUGAGCGGCAAUCGCUGAAGUGUACGGCACGUAGAAAACGAAAUAAAGAUGGCUCCAAAGAAGGGAGACGCACCUAAGCCGCCCCCGUUGAUUGGACGCUUCGGGACGUCGCUUAAAAUCGGAAUUGUGGGACUGCCAAACGUCGGGAAAUCCACGUUUUUCAACGUGUUGACCAAGAGCCAAGCAGCAGCGGAGAACUUCCCCUUCUGCACUAUCGACCCCAACGAGAGCAGAGUGCCAGUACCCGAUGAACGCUUCGAGUUUCUCUGCCAAUAUCAUAAACCAGCCAGUAAGGUUCCUGCUUUUCUCAAUGUGGUGGACAUCGCCGGCCUGGUGAAGGGCGCACACUCGGGACAAGGGUUGGGGAACGCUUUCCUCUCUCACAUUAGCGCCUGUGAUGCCAUCUUCCACAUGACACGUGCCUUUGACGAUGAGGACAUCGUCCACGUGGAGGGCAACGUGGACCCGGUGCGAGACAUGGAGAUCAUCCACGAGGAGCUGCGGCUCAAAGAUGAGGAGAUGAUCGCGCCCAUUCUGGACAAGCUGGAGAAGACGGCUGUCCGAGGCAACGAUAAGAAGCUUAAACCCGAAUACGACAUCAUGGUGAAGGUGAAGAACUGGGUGAUGGAUGAGAAGAAACACGUGCGAUUCUGCCGAGACUGGAAUGACAAAGAGAUUGAGGUUUUGAACAAGUACUUGUUCCUCACAUCCAAACCCAUGAUCUACCUGGUCAACCUCUCCGAGAAGGAUUACAUCCGCAAAAAGAACAAGUGGUUGGCGAAAAUCAAGGAGUGGGUGGAUGUUCACGACCCGGGCUCCAUGGUGAUCCCCCUCAGUGGAGCGUUGGAGUCCAAACUAUUUGACAUGGAGCCAGAGGACCAGACAAAAUACUGCGAGGAGCAAAAGACGCAGAGUGUCCUGACCAAAAUAAUUAAGACAGGCUACGCGGCACUACAGCUGGAGUACUUCUUCACUGCGGGACCGGACGAGGUGCGAGCGUGGACUGUCCGGAAAGGCAGCAAAGCUCCACAGGCGGCCGGAAAGAUCCACACGGACUUCGAGAAGGGCUUCAUCAUGGCCGAGGUGAUGAAAUAUACCGACUUCAAAGAGGAGGGUACCGAAAAUGCAGUCAAGGCUGCAGGCAAAUACAGACAACAGGGUCGAAACUACGUGGUGGAGGACGGUGACAUCAUCUUCUUUAAGUUCAACACACCCAAUGCACCCAAGAAGAAAUAGGAAUGUCAAUAAUCAUUUUAAAGAAGAGAAUGCCAUCCACACUUUUUAUUUGACCAUACACAGAAUGCCUUCGAUCCGCUACGCAAUCAUGUGGACUGUCAAUGUUGCCCCAAAAAUCUCAGCCUGGUCAUCAAUAAAAUGUGACAAAACCCA